Messenger RNA from Nematolebias whitei (Rio pearlfish), 287 nucleotides. Its product is annotated as cytochrome b-c1 complex subunit 8-like. Gene Ontology annotation, biological process: mitochondrial electron transport, ubiquinol to cytochrome c. Bases 1 to 249 code for a protein of 82 amino acids. NCBI's taxonomy places the organism in Eukaryota, Metazoa, Chordata, Actinopteri, Cyprinodontiformes, Rivulidae. The record is from RefSeq and is a predicted model, not a curated record. The transcript has a single exon.
AUGGGCCGCCAUUUUGGAAAUCUGGCCAGGAUCAGGCAUAUAAUCACAUUCAGUCUGCCCCACUUUGAGCAGAAGGCUUUCCCCAACUUUUUUCCCGACGCACUCCCAAAUACGCGGAGAAGGUUCAGGGGUUUGUUCUUCAGAGUUGUUCCUCAUGUGGUUUUAGUGUAUAUGGUCUACAGCUGGGGCAACUACGUCCACGAACAGAGCAAAAGGAAGAACCCUGCUGACUACGAAAACGAUGAAUAAACAUCCACCACCUCUCCAGAAGCUCCUGUCUUUUCCAA